ACGUUGAUUGGAUUUUUGGAUUGCACGCGUCUAUCUGGCUGAAUAAUUUUAAAUUGAUUGCGAAAUGACCAACUCCGAGUUCCAGGCUGUAGUUUUGGCUGCCGGUCGAGGCACGCGUCUGCCCGAAGUCCUCGGCGAUGCGCCCAAGUGCCUGCUGCCGGUGGGGCCCUUUCCGCUGUUGUGGUAUCCCCUGAAUAUGCUGCAACAGCACAACUUUUCCGAGGUGAUUGUGGUGGUUCUGGAGCAGGAGAAGCUGGAAAUUCAAUUGGCCCUGGAGAACACACCCCUGAAGCUGAAGGUCGACUAUGCCACAAUUCCCAGCGACAGCGACUUCGGCACAGCGGACAGCCUGCGCUACAUAUACGAUAAAAUCAAAUCGGACUUUCUGGUUGUGAGCUGCGACAUUGUCAGCAAUGUGAGCCUGUACCCGCUGAUAAACAAGUUCCGCGAGCACGAUGCCGCGCUAGCUCUCCUUCUGUUCAAGAGCGGCUUCGAAUCGGAUGUGGUCAUGCCGGGGCCAAAGACGAAGCACAAGCCGGAGCGCGAUGUGAUUGGAGUUCAUUCGGCUACCCAGCGUCUGGCCUUUUUGACCGCUGCCAGCGACUGCGAGGACACACUCAACAUCCAGAGGCACUUACUGAAGAACAAGGGACAGCUGGAUGUGUACAGCCGUCUGUUAGAUGCCCACAUCUAUGUGUUGAAGAAGUGGGUCAUCAACUAUCUACACAGGAAGGAAAAUAUCUCAACGUUCAAGGGGGAGUUCCUGCCCCAUCUCAUCAAGAAACAACAUGCCAAGCGGCCUGCCAAGGCUGUUCAGGACACGACAUCUGAAGUGGGUCUGGUCACCAAGCUCGAGGACAACGUUCUACAUUAUGUCCCGCACACGGCUCUGGAUCAGAAAAUCACGCAGACGUCGCUAUUUAAUCAAUCGCUGUCGCAUGUUCCCUAUCACGGGGACGUUGUGCGCUGCUAUGCCGUCCAGGCCCCAAAGGAUGCCAUCGGAGUCCGAGUGAACAGCACGCUCAGUUUUCUGGCCAUCAACCGAAAGUUGGCCAGCAUCUGGAUCGAGCUGUGCGGCGAAGCGCAUCCGCUGAUCGCUGCCGGGGCUCUGGUUAAGUCCACGCAGACGAAGGAUAUCAUAGCGGCCGACAACGCCAAGCUGUCGGAGAAGACCUCCUUGAACUACAGUGUUUUUGGACCAAAUUGUGUCAUCAAUCCGAAGAACAUUGUGAGCAACUCGCUCGUCAUGUCGAACGCCAUUGUGGAGGAGGGCUGCAAUAUAGACAACUGCAUCGUGGGACAUCGGGCGCACGUGAAGAAAGGCUCUGUCCUGAAGAACUGCAUCAUCGGCCCCAACUACGUGGUGGACGAGGGCACCAAGAGCCAGGCGAUGCAUCUGUCCAACGCCGACCAGUACAUGGAGAUAGACAUACAAUGAGCAGCUAACUUAAAUGUGGCUUCUCCUUUAUUAACGAAUUGAGUUAGAAGGCGGAUUCGGCUAUCAGGACAUUAAAUA
Messenger RNA from Drosophila subobscura, 1516 nucleotides. RefSeq names its product translation initiation factor eIF-2B subunit gamma (gene eIF2Bgamma). Gene Ontology annotation, molecular function: guanyl-nucleotide exchange factor activity; translation initiation factor activity. The coding region runs from base 65 to 1438 and encodes 457 amino acids. The transcript is spliced from 4 exons. The record is from RefSeq and is a predicted model, not a curated record. NCBI's taxonomy places the organism in Eukaryota, Metazoa, Arthropoda, Insecta, Diptera, Drosophilidae. Gene Ontology annotation, biological process: biosynthetic process; cytoplasmic translational initiation. Gene Ontology annotation, cellular component: eukaryotic translation initiation factor 2B complex; guanyl-nucleotide exchange factor complex.